AUGAAGAUUCAUACUUCAGAGAAAACCUAUGAAUGCAGGCAGUGUGGGAAAACCUUCCAUGAGUUCUCCAGUUUUACUGGGCAUGUGCGAACUCACACUGGAAAAAAGCCAUACAAGUGUAAGGAAUGUGGGAAAGUCUUUAUUUAUCCCUCCGUCUUUCAAAGGCACAUGAUAACACACACUGGGGAGAAGCCCUCUGAGUGUAAGUUAUGUGGGAAAACUUUUCGACAUCUGUUCUCCCUUGUUCAACAUAAAAAGAGUCACACAGCAGAGAAAACUUAUGAAUGCAAGCAGUGCGGCAUAGCCUUCCACGGGUUUGCCAGUCUUACUAGACAUGCGAGAACCCACACUGGGGAGAAGCCACAUAAGUGUAAGGAAUGUGGGAAAGCCUUCAUUUAUCCUUCCACCUUUCAAAGACACAUGAUAACACACACUGGAGAGAAGCCCUAUAAGUGCAGACAGUGUGGGAAAACCUUCAGUUAUCCCCAGUCUUUCCAACGACAUGAAAAGACACACACUGGAGAGAAGCCCUAGGAGUGUAAGGAAUGUGGGAAAGUCUUCAGUUGGCCUGAAACCUUCCAAGUACAUGUGAGGGUUCACACUGGGGAGAAGCUGUAUAACUGUGAGUUCUGUGGGAAAGCUUUCAGUUCCCCCAAGUCCUUCCAGGGGCACAUGAGAACCCACACUGGGGAGAAACCUUAUGAGUGUAAACAGUGUGGAAAAGCCUUCAGUUGGCCUUCAACCUUUCGAGAACACGUAAGAAGCCACACUGAGGAGAAACUGUAUAAAUGUGAGAAUUGUGGGAGAGCCUUCACUUCUUUCAGAUCCUUCCAAGGCCAUGUGCGGACUCACACUGGAGAGAAGCCUUAUGAGUGUGCACAAUGUGGGAAGGCCUUUAGUUGGUCCUCAUCAUUACAAAGGCACGUGAGGAUGCACACUGGAGAGAAACCCCACAAAUAUAAACAAUGUGGGAAAGCCUUUAAGUGGCCCUCAUCCUUUCGAAACCACAUGAGGAUGCACACUGGGUAGCAGCCCCAGAAAUGCACAUAAUAUUGGAAGAAUCUCUGUUAGGCCAUGCUUUCUAGAGAAAGAUUCGGUAACUGUAAGUAAUGUUGGAAUAUCUUGCACUAAUUCAUGUAUUAUACUCUGGGAAGGAAAUAUAGAAGUUAUAAACAUGGUAUUGUGUUUGUCAUUACCUCAUUUAACACUGGACCCCUAAAUAGUGAGUUUCCGGUUCUUUCACAAAUAAGUGCUCAUGUAAGAACUCUUAAGUCCUCCUUCAGCGAGGGUGUGGAAGUUUGAAAAGUGUUUUGUUUUUUUGCCUGAUUUUUCAAUUAAUACCAUUUGCUUUCUUGGUAGUUUAUUUGUGCUACAGUAGUGUGAAGUGUGCUUUUAUGUGACACAGAGUUUAACUCUUACAUAGUGUACUGUAGUGUAAGUGCGUGACAGUGAGCAUCAGAUUAUAACGCAGCACCUGACAGCAUUGCACUGCUGCGGCUUCUGUGUCAGAGACCUCCAUGUGGACUCAACGUAGUUGGCUGUAGACUGCGGCUACCAGCAGAGCCACCCGGUACAGAAGCAGGCCACUCUCCACCAGUGAAGUUCCUACUAAAGAGUCAACCUGCAAAACCCGGGGCAUCCCACCCUUGACCCCAAAAUAGGCAGAACACCAGGUCUUCAUUUACUCUCUUACAGCCUUGCUGAGUGGCCCCAGGUGUGCUGUGUACUUCCCAGGACUUGCGAGUAAUAGACCUUGUCCUUCUGGGUUCCAUGAUGGCUAUUGCUAAGGUGCGUCUUCCAAUUAUAAUAAGAACCACGGGGAGUGGAGGUAGGAACAUAUUUCACGCUUCAUUUCUUGAUGGUUAAAAGGUUUAGGCCAUGCGGUAUGCACUUAUGACUCAAUGGCCGUCACAG
Molecule: messenger RNA, 1914 nt
Organism: Lontra canadensis (Northern American river otter)
Lineage: Eukaryota; Metazoa; Chordata; Mammalia; Carnivora; Mustelidae
Product: zinc finger protein 555-like
Exons: 1
Coding region: 1-534 (177 amino acids)
Biological process (GO): positive regulation of reciprocal meiotic recombination
Cellular component (GO): nucleus
Molecular function (GO): recombination hotspot binding; histone H3K36 methyltransferase activity; histone H3K4 methyltransferase activity
Source: RefSeq, a predicted model, not a curated record